ACCAACCGGAGUUCAUUUUCUUGGUUUUCCCCUCACCUCUUUCCCCUUCUUUUCCUUUCUUUGUUCGCUCUUCUGGUCCCCAGUUUUCCCUCACCUUCUUCCCUUCCUCCUUCGUGCUGCUUCGCCUUCUGCUAAAUUUUUUAGGACGCGGAAACGUAAUCCUAAUUCUAGCGCGAUCGAUCCGUUCGAAAGAGAGAGCACGAUCGCCGUUCAAGAAACCGAGUCCUCCCAUUCCCCAAACCCUAACCCCUCAUCGGAGCGACCGAUCCGGCCCUGGACGCCGCCGCCGCCACGAUGGAGGUGAAGCUGUGGAACGACAAGCGGGAGCGCGAGAUGCUCGACAACUUCGCCGAUCUCUACGCCAUCAUCAAGACCGCGGAGAAGCUGGAGAAGGCGUACGUGCGCGACCUCGUCUCCUCCGCCGAGUACGAGGCGGAGUGCCUCAAGCUCAUCGCCCAGUUCAAGACCCUCUCCUCCUCCCUCCGCGAUGCCGUCCCGUCCGUCGAACGCUUCGCCGAUGCCUACAAGAUGGACUGCCCCGCUGCCCUCAACCGCCUCCUCGUCUCCGGCGUCCCCGCCACCGUCGAGCACCGCGCCUCCUCCGCCUCCUCCUCCGCGUCCUCCGCCUCCGCCGUCGCCGAGUGCGUCCAGCACUUCAUCACCGCCAUGGACUCCCUCAAGCUCAACAUGGUCGCCGUCGACCAGGUCCACCCCCUCCUCUCCGACCUCUCCUCCUCCCUCGCCAAGCUCGGCGGCGGGAUCCUGCCCCCUGACUUCGAGGGGAGGGUCAAGGUCAGGGAGUGGCUCGCCAGGCUUGCGAAGAUGGGGGCCGCUGACGAGCUGACGGAGCAGCAGGCGAGGCAGCUCCACUUCGAUCUUGAAUCAUCCUACAACGCAUUCAUGGCCGCCCUUCCCAAUGCCGGGUCCUGAUCGUGACCUUGAUCAGCACCCUCUCCUGAGUUUGUUUUAUUGUUUUUUUCCCUUCCCCCAUCUUGUUACUUGAAUUGGAUGUUCUACUACUAUAUAUUGCGUAGAUAAAGACAGCUUUCAUUCAAUUUAGAUAUGAGACGAUGAUUGUAAAGUUAAAAAUAUCUCACUGUCUUUUGUGGUUUGCUAUACAUGUGCUUGUUGCUUUUAGGCACCACGAUCUUGUGGUUUUGGCACCAUGCUAUAUCAAGGAAAGAAAAAUUGUUUGUCA
Molecule: messenger RNA, 1198 nt
Organism: Phoenix dactylifera (date palm)
Lineage: Eukaryota; Viridiplantae; Streptophyta; Magnoliopsida; Arecales; Arecaceae
Product: vacuolar protein sorting-associated protein 28 homolog 1-like
Biological process (GO): protein transport to vacuole involved in ubiquitin-dependent protein catabolic process via the multivesicular body sorting pathway
Cellular component (GO): ESCRT I complex
Molecular function (GO): protein-containing complex binding
Source: RefSeq, a predicted model, not a curated record